Messenger RNA from Chionomys nivalis (European snow vole), 1368 nucleotides. It is a transcript of the gene Ltb4r, whose product is annotated as leukotriene B4 receptor. Gene Ontology annotation, cellular component: plasma membrane. NCBI's taxonomy places the organism in Eukaryota, Metazoa, Chordata, Mammalia, Rodentia, Cricetidae. The record is from RefSeq and is a predicted model, not a curated record. Gene Ontology annotation, biological process: complement receptor mediated signaling pathway; positive regulation of cytosolic calcium ion concentration; phospholipase C-activating G protein-coupled receptor signaling pathway. The transcript has 2 exons. Bases 186 to 1229 code for a protein of 347 amino acids. Gene Ontology annotation, molecular function: leukotriene receptor activity; complement receptor activity.
GAGAUGCAUCUUCCUCCUCCUCUGCUCUGUGGUACUUCCUCUCUGGCUGAUUUAACUGGCAGAUUUAGAAGCAGGACCAAGACCUAGCACUAGGACAGAGUCAGGAAUUCUCUGUCCGACCACUUUCCCUGACCCUAGAAGUGGCAUUGACUUCUGAUCAGCAUCUGGAAAACCUUGUCCUUUUGAUGGCUCCAAACACUACAACUCCUGCGGCAUCUUCCUCUCCCGGUGGCAUGUCUCUGUCUCUGCCUAUUGCCCUGCUGUCUGUGGCCCUGGCUGUGGGGCUUCCUGGCAAUGGCUUUGUGGUGUGGAGCAUCCUGAAGAGGAUGCAGAAACGCUCUGUCACCGCCCUGCUGGUGCUGAACUUAGCUCUGGCCGACUUGGCUGUGUUGCUCACUGCUCCCUUUUUUCUACAUUUCCUGGCUCGACGCACGUGGAAUUUUGGAGUGACCGGUUGCCGCCUGUGCCACUAUGUUUGUGGAGUAAGCAUGUAUGCCAGCGUCCUGCUUAUCACCAUCAUGAGUCUGGACCGCUCAUUGGCAGUGGCCAAGCCCUUUGUGUCCCAGAAGGUGCGCACUAAGGCGAUUGCCAGAUGGGUGCUGGCAAGCAUCUGGGUGGUGUCUUUUCUGCUGGCUACACCGGUCAUUGUGUACCGUUCCGUAGAAGAACGGCUCAACAGGACUCUGAUCUGCCGGCCGUAUUAUCCCAGCGAUGGGCAUAUGGCCUUCCAUCUGCUUUUUGAAACCAUCACUGGCUUCCUGCUGCCCUUUCUGGUGGUGGUGGCCAGCUACUCUGACAUCGGACGGAGGCUGCAGGCUCGGCGCUUCCGUCGCAGUCGCCGCACCGGCCGCCUGGUGGUCCUUAUCAUCCUGGCCUUUGCCGCCUUCUGGCUGCCUUACCACCUGGUGAACCUGGUGGAAGCCGGCCGCGUGCUGGCGGGCUGGGACAAGGCCGACUCUGUGGGGAGGCAUUUGAAGAUGGCCCGCAACGUCCUCAUCGCGCUGGCCUUCCUGAGCAGCAGCGUGAACCCGGUGCUGUAUGCGUGCGCGGGCGGCGGCUUGCUUCGUUCAGCGGGCGUGGGCUUCGUAGUCAAGCUGCUGGAGGCCACUGGCUCCGAGGUGUACAGUACCCGCCGCGGGGGCACCCUGUGCCAGUCCCAGAAGGCCACACCCGCCUGUCCUGAGCAAGGUCCCACCGAAGCCUCCAUGACCUCCUCCACCCCCUCCUGAGUGAGGUGAACUGUAUUAGGUUGGUCUGACCCACUUUUGUAUCUGGAGAACAGGUUGGGGACUGGACGCAAGAGGAAAAGAGGAAAGGGUGGGGCGAGUCAGGGCAAAGAGACUGUAUGCUUUGGCCUGGCUUCUGCAG